Molecule: messenger RNA, 2631 nt
Organism: Hirundo rustica (Barn swallow)
Lineage: Eukaryota; Metazoa; Chordata; Aves; Passeriformes; Hirundinidae
Gene: C1H18orf63
Product: chromosome 1 C18orf63 homolog
Exons: 15
Coding region: 233-2461 (742 amino acids)
Source: RefSeq, a predicted model, not a curated record
GCUGUCGCAGGAGUCCCUCGCUCCGCCUUGGGAGAGCUGUCCCACGGGGCUUGGAGCGAGGGUUCCCAGUGGCACUGCCCUGUUUUGCUGCCAGGUGGCCAGGUGGGCUGAGGGCUCAGGGAGCGGUGCCCUCCCCUUCUCUCGGUGAGGUUCUGUCACCAAUCCAGCAUCCUGUUUCCCUUCGGUUUUGGCUGAGACCCAGGAGCUGCUUUGGGGCAACCAACAACAUACCAUGAAUAGCACUAGACAGCAGUCUCUGUUCUUUGUCAGUCUCCCUGAGCUGCAAAAAUUCUGUGCUGCUACGGUAACACUGAGUUCUCAGAUACCAGAAACUGAGGCAAGGACGACACAGAUAAAGACUUGCAGACAGUUGUUAUUCCUGUAUCAAGAGAUCCUUUCUGCACCUGUUUUGGGGACACUGAAUCAAAUUUCGGUUGUGAUGGCGAUACCAUUUUAUGAAUCAGGAAUAUGUCAAGCCUAUGUGGAGAGACACGGAGCUACUCUGGAAGCACCGCAAACAGUUACUUCAGCCCUUCUCCAAACCUGUCUUUCCUACACACUUACUGCCAGGCUUGCACCCAGAUGGAACAAGGCUGGUCAUCUUUUGGUGCAAGGGAAAGACUUUCUGUCUCAGUCAGGAAGGCAAAAUGCUGUUGUUGUAGACCUAAAUGUGUCAGAGAGACAGCUUUGCAUCAGUGUGGAGCCUUGCUCAAUUCGGCUGCCACCUCCUGAGCUGGGAGAUUUUGAUAUUUCAGCAAACACCGUAAAGCUGUUUGACAGCAAUGAAAGUACAGUUAUUCAGCAACAUUCCAUAUUAAGUAACUGGUGCUAUGUUUUGCCAAGCAUGAAAAUGGGUCAGAUCAUAAACAUCAGCCACAUAAUUCCUCCAGAAUCUCCUUUCCGUUCCUAUAAGGACUUUGAGAUGCACUGGAAGAGUCUGUAUGGAUAUGUUCUUCCUGAGGAUCUUGAAGAGACAAAAGUGUACUUGAGUGUUUACUUCAAACCAAUAGGGGAAAGGUUCUUCACGUACCCUUUAAGUUGCAUCCGAAGUCAGCCAGUGCAGUAUUUCCCCAGAACAGAUGCAGAAAGUGUAGUGAACUCUUUCCUUUCUGACAUGAAGAACAGUUUUUCACAGCUGUGUGGAUUUCCAGUAAAGAUGACAAGUAAAGCACUUUAUGCUACAAAGGAACUCUCCAGGGCUUCAGUGCAAGAAAUAAAACCUAAGCCUACGAAACUGGACGGUGAGAUGGUUUGUGUAGUGUCUCUAACCCAGGCUCGUCCAAGGAAACCGUUUUCUCCUGGAAUCCCUUCACCGUGCAGUACGGAAAACAGCCACUGGAUGGAGUGUUUGAUCAAAGAGCCAGGAACGUACAGGUUUUCGAGUAGCUGUAGGAGUACAGGAGGGGUUAGCGUUGAAGCAACAGAGAAAUCAAUGAGCAGUAAGCAAAUACCAGGCCUACCAGAGCUACCAAGUGUAAAAUCUUCAGGAACACGUGUAAACUCAGCCUUUGAAUCCACGCCCCCAAAAGUCAGCAAAAUUAUACCAAUUUUCAAAGGAAAGUUGAUGCAAAUGAAUGGAAAGAUCACAAAUCAAACAGAUAGGAAGAAAAGGGAAAAUGCUGAAAGGCGCUCACCAGUAGUAAGUGUGGGUGUUUCAUCUGCUAUGCUGUCUGUGAAUAAAUCCAGCAUAACUGAGGUUUUCAAACACAUUCAAAAUAUGCCAGUCAAAACUCCUACUGAUAACAGCAUGCUUCAGGUAAAGAACAAGAAGGCACACACAAAACAUGGUACACCCAUAUUCCGUUGGAAAACCCAGUCUAGUGGACAAAUUGUUAACACUGAUUUUUCUGAAAACUCAGCUUCAGGUGGGAAUCCAAAUGACGUUAAUCACAAAAAAGCCAAUUCUCCGUUCUUUCUUAAGAAUGUUGGGCCAGUGCUUCAGAAAUCAAACACCAGUCCACGUCUGAAUACACAUGAAUCUCCUGCUUCCAGUGCAAGAAGGGGGAAAAAGUUUGCAAGUCAAAGUACUACUCAAUCUCCUGAGAAAGAGCACCAGCCAAAAGAAGUGCAUUUGCAGAUUUGUGAAUUAGACAAUGAAAUUACAAAUUCCAGUUUGUCACUGCAACAAACAAAGAGAUCAAAUAAAGGAGCUGGGUUAAAUAUUCAUGAAUCUGUCUUCAGAGAUACAGUGUGCGUGGCCAAGAGGGAAGAAAACAAAGCAGCCUGCCACUCUAAGGACUGUACUGCUGAGACAACCAAUCAUCAUUCCAAACCUAACUUUGAACAGAUGAUUACAGGGAACAAGUAUCUGGCAUGUGAAACAUUGACCUCCAAACCAACUUUGCCAGUCAAGGAGAGCAACAUGGAAGCAUCUGUACAGAAAGGUUGUGCCAGAAGAAGACAGAAAGAAGAAGGUUAUUCAAAGUUAAAGAGAGCCAAAAGAAGUAAAACUUCUACUUAAGGUGUUCUGGAGUAUUGCAAGAAAAAUCUGGAGCAUUUUGCUUGAGUGGAUGUAGCGUGCCAGUGCCUGACCCUGUCUUACCCAAAGCUGUCUUACUCCAUGAGAAAGAUACUGGAAGAAGAGGUGGCUGGAAGCCAGCAUCAGGCAGACUUAAUUGAGAAACAAGUGAG